Molecule: messenger RNA, 2328 nt
Organism: Penicillium argentinense
Lineage: Eukaryota; Fungi; Ascomycota; Eurotiomycetes; Eurotiales; Aspergillaceae
Gene: mak5
Product: ATP-dependent RNA helicase MAK5
Exons: 3
Coding region: 1-2328 (775 amino acids)
Cellular component (GO): nucleolus
Molecular function (GO): nucleic acid binding; RNA helicase activity; ATP binding
Source: RefSeq, a predicted model, not a curated record
AUGGGUCAAAAACGAGGACGCGAUCCGAAGGGCCAGACUUUGCAACCCAAGAAGCGCAAGAAGGCUCGCAAGGCCGCCCCCGCUUCGGACGAUGGUUCCUGGGAUGGCGUUGCCGGCAUCGAUGACCUUAACUGGAAGGAAGUGGCUCUUCCCGAUCGAAUGGAGGAUGCUGGUGGCUUUUUCGGCCUCGAAGAGAUUGAUGGAGUUGAUGUGAUCAAGACAGAGGGAUCCGUAGGUGUCCAAUUCAAGGCAAAGUCAGGAAAGCCAAAGAAGUCGAUCUUGAAGCCACCAUCAUCUGAUGAUGAUGGCGAGGAGUGGGGUGGUUUCAGCGACGGGGACUCUGAGAAGCUUGUCACUCCGGCCGCCGACGAUAUUGAAGAAUCCAAGGACAAGAAAUCAACGAAUAAGAAGGAUGGCACCAAGGACGGAAAGAAGAAGGAGCUAAAAGAAUCGAACAAGAAGGAGAACAAGGUCAAGGAUGCCAAGGUCAACAAGGCGAAGGAGUCCGAGACCAAGAAGACUACGUCUAAAGAGCCAAACCUGAAGACGAAUCUUUCAUUUGCGACACUUGAUGAUGCCGACGAUGACGAUGGAGUGGAUGUUUCAGAAUGGGAUAUUCUCGGUCUAUCGCCCGAGCUUCUUACCGGUCUAUCCAAGAUGAACUUCGCUACUCCUACCACCGUUCAAAAGGCCUGUAUUCCGGCAAUCCUUGAGGGCCAUGACGUUGUCGGGAAGGCAUCAACUGGUUCCGGAAAGACACUGGCUUUUGGCAUUCCUAUCCUUGAGCAUUACCUGGAGAAGCGAGGAAAGAAGGAAAAGGGCGACGAAAAGACCAAAUCCAACCCAAUUGCACUGAUUCUGUCGCCCACUCGAGAGCUGGCCCACCAACUGGCCAAGCACAUCGGAGAUUUGACGACAAAUUCGCCCGAUACCGAUGCACGCAUUGCUCUGCUUACGGGUGGUCUUUCGAUUCAGAAGCAACAGCGUCAACUCGCCAACGCCGAUAUAGUCGUCGGUACCCCUGGCCGAGUCUGGGAGAUCCUCAGCACUGGUUCUGGAUUGAUUCGCAAGAUGCAAAAAAUCCAAUUCUUGGUUGUCGAUGAAGCUGAUAGACUGCUCAGCGAGGGCCACUUCAAGGAGGUCGAGGAGAUUAUCGGAGCCUUGGAACGCCAGGAGCAAGGCGACUUCCCCGGUAUGGUUGAAGAAGCCGAAAGUGAAGAGGAGCCUGCCUCCCAACAGACAUUGGUUUUCUCGGCCACUUUCCACCGUGACCUGCAGCAGAAGUUGGCUGGAAAGGGCCGCUGGACUGGUGGCGAUCUGAUGGACAAGAAAGAAUCGAUGGAAUAUCUUCUCAAGAAGCUCAAGUUUCGCGAAGAGAAGCCCAAGUUUAUCGAUGUCAAUCCCGUACAACAGAUGGCGGAGGGUCUUAAGGAAGGAAUUGUGGAAUGCCCUGCCAUGGAGAAAGAUCUCUACCUCUACUCGCUUCUGCUCUACCACCCCAAGCAUCGUACUCUUGUCUUCACCAACUCCAUCUCCGCUGUUCGCCGCCUAACGCAAUUGCUGCAAAACCUCCAGCUUCCUGCACUCGCUCUCCACUCUUCCAUGGCACAAAAGGCCCGACUCCGUUCAGUGGAGCGCUUCUCUUCGCCGAAGUCAGAUCCUAGCUCCAUUCUUGUGGCUACCGAUGUCGCGGCGCGUGGCCUCGAUAUCAAAGGUAUUGAUUGUGUCGUCCAUUACCAUGCCCCGCGUACUGCUGAUACCUACGUCCACCGAUCUGGACGUACCGCUCGUGCUGGUGCAUCGGGUAAGAGCAUCAUUAUCUGUGCUCCUGAAGAAGUUGUCAGUGUGGCCCGCCUGGCCGCCAAGGUGCAUGCUCAAAGGUCCGGCAAUACGCCCGUCAAGAAGCUUCCCUUGGAAUCUCUCGAGAUCGAUCGCCGUGUCGUCUCUCGUGUUCGCCCCCGCAUGAACAUCGCUCAGAAGAUCACCGACUCUACGAUUGCGAAGGAGAAGAUUUCUGCAGAGGACAACUGGCUUCGUGCUGCCGCAGACGAUCUUGGUGUUGAUUAUGAUUCCGACGAAUUUGACGAGUCGAAGGGCAAGGGCCGUGGUCGCGGAGGUGGUCGUCAUCAGCGUGACAAGCAGAAUAGCAGCAUCACCAAAGGUGAAUUGGCCGGCCUUCGUGCUGAGCUGAAGCAACUCCUUUCUCAGCGUGUCAACAUCGGUGUCAGCGAGCGCUACCUGACAGCCGGAAGAGUCGACAUUGAGGCCCUCCUCCGUGGCGAGGGCAACAAUGCGUUCCUGGGACACCUUGAUCCUCUGAACUUCUAA